This is a messenger RNA of Solanum lycopersicum (tomato), 1310 nucleotides long. The record is from RefSeq and is a predicted model, not a curated record. NCBI's taxonomy places the organism in Eukaryota, Viridiplantae, Streptophyta, Magnoliopsida, Solanales, Solanaceae.
AACUUUUUUCAUAUUUCAGGGGAAAAAGUUAAGGUGGACUAAAUUAGAUGAGAUUGAAUUUUGUGUGUUAAAAAGGGACAAAAAAAAGGACAAAAAAACAGCAAAAAGUUGCACUAUCCGACCUUUUUUUAAAUAAAAAAAAAUUACACAUUUUUUGAAAAUUGUUCUCUUCAUGAUCAAUUAUACUUUAUUAUAUAUAUAUAUAUAAGUCUCCCACUCAUACCCUAAUAAUUGUAUAAUAAUUCUCUCUACAAUUUCAAAAAAAAAAAAAAAAAAUUCUCUCCUCUUCUUCAUCUUCUUUUUCUUUUUGUCUUUUCAAAUGGAAAAUAGAUUUAAAAUGAAAAUUUCUAGUUUGUUUAAAUCAUCAUUUGGUUCUUGUAAGUCCAAGAAUAUUUCUGAUGAUAUUGAUAAUAAUAAAAAAUCAGUUUUUCAAACUCAAAACCAUCAACAUUAUCAAUUAGUUGAUCUUUUCUCUCCAAAACCAACUCCAUUUCCUUCCAUGUUUAGACAAAAAUGCCCUCAAAAUCCACUUUCGACCAGUGGCGUACGCAGAAAUUUUUUACAAGCAGCAGUAUCGGUCUAUUGUCACAAUACGACUUCGGAUACAAAUGGACAAAAAUGCCCUCCAGCAUCACCAAUUUUUCCUCAUGAUGAGUAUUCUCAAGAGAAUUGCAACUCUAAAUACUAUGAGAAGAAUUCCAAGAAGAAAAAUAAGAAGAAAAAAUUCAAGAAAAUGACAAAUUCAAAAAUUAAAAGAUUUACUAAUUUUGAUGAAGAAUUUGCUAAUUUUCAUUAUAAAGGUAUUUUUAGUAGUGAUGAAGAAAGUGAAUGUGAUGAAGAUGACAAUAAUACCCUUUUCUCAUCAAGGUCAUUUACAAAUUCUGAUUCAUCGGAAUAUUCUCUCCGGCGAAAACCGCGGCGGCGGAGGGCGGCGAAGGGUGGCGUAAAGGGCAGUCUUGCGGUGGUGAAGAAAUCAAAAGACCCUUAUGGUGAUUUUAGAAAUUCCAUGUUGGAAAUGAUUAUGGAAAAUCAAAUAUUUGGUGCAAAAGAACUUGAAAAUUUAUUAAAAUGUUUUUUAAAAUUAAAUUCACAAUAUCAUCAUGAGGUAAUUAUUGAUGUUUUUACUGAGAUUUGUGAAGCUUUGUUUUCUAGUUUGUCUUAGGAAAAAAAUAAUAAUGUAUUAUUAAUAUGUUUUUGUUAUGAAACUUUGUUGUUGUUUUUUAUUUAUUUUUAUAUUAAGAAUGAAUGAGUAGGUAAGCGUAAUGUUUCGAGUUUGAGUUAUGUGUAUAUAAAGUUAUAUUUGAUAUGAA